CGUUUAAAAAAAAAACAAGAUAAAAAUGGAUAAAAGUUAAAUCCAGAAACGAUAACCUUCUAAAGCAAACGUUUACAAAAAUGUUCUGUUAAUUAUUUAACUACUUUGUUAAUUUUAACAAAGUUAUCAUUCAAUAUCCUUAAUUAUAAAAUGAAAAAAAGCAUAUAUUUUUAUUUACGUGGAGCAAAAAUAAUCAGUAUCGUUCUAUCUGUUUUUGUAACUGCGUCCAUCUUCUUCAUUUUCAUCGAAAUUCAAGAACUAAAAAUAAAAAGUGAGUCUCAAUUAAAAAUCAACAGAAACGUAGCAUUAGUGACGACUGCUAUAAGUUUAAUCUCUACCGUGAAUAAAGUAGGAAAAGAUAAAAAGUCGGAAGAAAAAGAUGCGCUUUUACAUAUUAUAAUUGAUUCUGUUGAAAAAGAUAAUUCAACACUGUAUACAACACUGAUAUUAAUAUCUUCGUUUGUUAACCACAAAAGCAGAAGGAACACGAUUCGGGAAUCAUGGGGUAAUUCUUCGAACUGGAAUACAGAACAAAAGUAUUUAUUAGUAUUUGUUGUAGGAAGGGUAAUGAAUACAAACUCUAUGAUCGAAAUAGCAGAAGAAGCAAAACUACAAAAAGAUAUUCUUUAUUUAGAUGUCUUUGAAGACUUUUACUUGCUAACUAAAAAAGUAAUCAUAGGAUUCAUCUGGGCCAAACAUAACAUAAACUUUAAAGCUCUUCUAAAAGGCGACGAUGAUACCUUUAUGAACUUGGACAACAUCAUGAAAUUUGUUCAACAUAAUGAGGUAACGGACGGUUACUUUGGAAAUAAAAUAGAUCGUGCAUACGUAAAGCGUAGUGGUCGAUACCAAGUAACAAAAGAUGAACGAAACGAAAGCAACUACAAUCCAUACUGUUCCGGAGGAGGUUUUAUAUUAACAAAUUCUAGCGUUUACAAAAUGAUACCAAUAUUCGAUUUAAAAAAAAUAUUUCGAAUAGACGACGUUUUCAUAGGAGAAGUUGCCCUUAAAGCUGGAAUACAAGUACAGAGUGCGAAAGGUUUUUACAUGUAUAAUUCUUGGUGUGAGUAUAAAAAAGAUAUUAUGGUCUCACAUCCUUCAAUAGAUUCCGAAUGUAAUAGUUUCCUACUGAAAAGAUCUAUGAUUGACAAUGGAAAACUGCCAAGGAAUAUAGAGUUGGAAAGCACGAGAUGUUACAAAAAUAUUAAAGAAUGUAUAAAUUCUUAAACUUAAGUCAAAAAAUUUCACUUCAAGAUACACAUCAAAAAAGAUUUUGUAACUUUACUUACAAUUUAAAUAUAUACAUAACUCAGAGUUUCAUAAUUUGCACGAAACUCUUAGUUAUGUUGAAAAUAAA
Messenger RNA from Hydra vulgaris (swiftwater hydra), 1357 nucleotides. Its product is annotated as N-acetyllactosaminide beta-1,3-N-acetylglucosaminyltransferase 4. Gene Ontology annotation, cellular component: Golgi membrane. NCBI's taxonomy places the organism in Eukaryota, Metazoa, Cnidaria, Hydrozoa, Anthoathecata, Hydridae. Gene Ontology annotation, molecular function: hexosyltransferase activity. The record is from RefSeq and is a predicted model, not a curated record.